This is a messenger RNA of Gasterosteus aculeatus aculeatus (three-spined stickleback), 4893 nucleotides long. Lineage: Eukaryota; Metazoa; Chordata; Actinopteri; Perciformes; Gasterosteidae. The record is from RefSeq and is a predicted model, not a curated record.
AUCGUGGAGCUACUACCGCAGCGUGAACAGGGGAGGACGCACCUAUUCCAGUUGCACAAUGCUGAGAAAGGACAGGCGAAAAACUGGACCACCAACGGGAAAUUGGCAAUCCGGGGGAGGCUGUCAAUGGGCUGCCAUGGUUCGACAAUACACAAACAGCGGGGGUUGUGGAUACAGGGGCUGCCAGGGCUCAAAGCGAGCGAGCGAUCCGCGUCGGCGUCCAACCAUGGGAGAGAGCUGUCGGCAAGGUGGCCCAGCUGGCAGUGCCCAGGGCUCCCAGGGGCCCGAGAGCGGCCUGACGUGGAGAGUCAAGGGGGCUGAAGGAUGACAGGGGACAGCUGGAGAAGAGGAAGACUCUAAGGACCAAAGUUGACGGCGAGAGAGCCAUGGAUCAGGAAGAUGAAUACUUGGCCCGGGGAUCAAAGGCAGACUCCAGCCGAUCGCUCUGGCCGCCACAAAGGGGCGUUGGGGGCCGCUGGCAUGGGGCCAGGUGCUGCACAGGGCCACAUAGCGAGGGACAAGCCAUGCAGAUGGGGUCUGCAGACCCUUUGUCCCCUCCACCCCCCCCCCCCCCUCUCAGCCCUCACCCCUGUGUACGAGAGAGAGCAGAUCCGAGAGAGGCGGCCGGCCUGCGCAGCCAGCGGGAAUAGAACCAGCUGAGAGUGAAGAGGAGCUGAGAAGCUCCCCCGCUGCUUCCAGAGAGUGAGGAGGAUUAGGCUGGAGCUCGGUUGGAGGCGCGACGGCACUCUCACACGGCAACCGGAGCUGGAGCCAUGAGCAGGGCGCUUACGGAGCACAUCAGCAGUAGCUUCCGAGAAGAUGCUCCUCGUCCUCCGGUACCGGGGGAGGAGGGAGAGGCGUCAUGCUACAACCCCAGCAGAUCUUCCAAAAUGAGAGCCCACAGCAAGGUGAAAGAGAGCCCCCCCGCCGCCGCCGCCGCCGCCGCUGCCGCUGCCGCCUGCGCGCCUCCCGGCUGCGCGCCGCGGAGGAACGAGGAUGGACUCGGGGAGCCGGAGGGCAGCGCGUCCCCGGACUCGCCCUUAGUCCGGUGGACCAAGUCUCUGCAUUUCCUCCUGGGCGACCAGGACGGCGCUCACCUUUUCAGGACCUUUUUGGAGCGGGAGAACUGCGUGGACACUUUGGACUUUUGGUUCGCCUGCAACGGCUUCCGGCAGAUGGACUUAAAGGACAGCAAGACGGCGCGAGUCGCCAAAGUUAUUUUCAAGCGGUACAUCGAGAACAACAGCAUCGUCGCCAAGCAGAUGAAGCCCGCCACCAAGACCUUCAUACGGGACAGCGUUAAGAAGCAGCAGAUAGACUCCGCCAUGUUUGACCAGGCGCAGACGGAGAUUCAGUCCAACAUGGAGGAGAACGCGUACCAGAUGUUUUUGACCUCUGACAUAUACCUCGAAUACGUGCGCGCGGGCUGCGAGAACGCGGCGUACAUGAACCACGGCGGCCUCGGCAGCCUGAAGCUGAUGUGCGGAUACCUUCCUCCCCUCCUGGAGGAAGAGGAGUGGAGUUGUAACGACCUGAAGGCGAAAGCCUUGGGCUCCGUGGUUGGACUGUCCGCGAAAGCUCUGCGCGCCACGGCCACCAUCCGGACCGCCGCCGAAGUGCUGGAGAACAGUUGCAGGUCCCACCGUAGAGGAGACCCUGCCAGCCCUUACUUCGUCAACUCCGGCUACAUUUUUGCCCCCGCCACCAGUGCCAACGACAGCGAGAUCUCCAGUGAUGCUAUGACAGACGAUUCCAUGUCCAUGACGGACAGUAGUGUAGAUGGAAUCCCUCCGUAUAAGCUGGGCACUAAGAAGCAACUCCAGCGAGAAAUCCAUCGCAGUGUCAAAAUCAAUGGCCAAAUAACGCUACCCCACUUUCCUAGGACACACCGGCUGCCUAAGGAGAUGACCCCUAUCGAGCCCUCGGACUUUGCUGCCCAGCUCAUAUCGCGGCUGGAGAAGCUCAAGCGAGAGCAGGACACCAUGAGCUCCCUGGAGGAGAGGCUGCAGCAGAUCCAGGAGGAGGAGGAAAGGGAGGAGAGCGUUGACCUCGCCGGCAGCACCUCCCUCCAUCACCCUCUCUUCCCGUCUGGCAGCCAGUGCGAGGAAGACCCCCAGGCCAUCCUGGACGAGCACCUGUCCCGGGUGCUGAAGACGCCCGGCUGCCAGUCACCCGGUGUGGUCCGGCACUCGCCGCGCUCGCGCUCCCCGGACCGGACGGACGCCAUGCUGUCCUCUGGCCGCGGGCCCUUCUUUGGCGCUUAUCCCGGGCCCACCAAGGUUCUGGUGACGGGCAAGCCGUCCACUAAGCACAUCCACCACCACUACAUCCACCACCACCACGCUGGCCUCAAGACCAAGGAGCAGAUCGAGGCCGAGGCGACUCAGCGCGUGCAGUGCCUCUGCCCUCCAGGGGGCGCCAACUAUUCCGACUUCAUCCCCGCUCGCUGCAGCACUUUGUCCAGACGACCCGUCAAAGCCACCGACGAGGGCGUGUCUUCGCCACGCCUUCCCUUCGACGCCACUGACCGCUCCCAGAAUGUUUGGCAGUGGAUCCUAGAGAGCGAGAGGCAGGGCAAGCACAAGCCACACAGCACUCAAGGCCUAAAGAAGUCCAGCCCGCUCGACUCCAAGGCUCUGCCCGCUCGGACCCCAUCCUCUUGGGGUGGAGGCGGCAUCGGCAGUGGGGCUCACCUCCGCGGCCACCACCCGGGCCACCCGUUCAUCCAGGACCCGGCCAUGCCCCCCCUGCCCCCACCAAACACCAUGGCACAGCUUGAGGAGGCCUGCCGCAGACUGGAAGAGGUCUCGAAGCCACCGAAGCAAAGGCAUUCAACAGGAGCCAGCAGCCUUCAGAAAGACAAGAGCCAUCUAGCAGCUGUUGUCCCCGCUGGAUGCAGCGCGCUGGCCAGCCCCGGACUCCAAGCAGACGAGUCUAAGGAGAUAAUGGUCACAUACUUCUUCUGCGGUGAGGAGAUUCCUUAUCGCAGCAUGAUGAAGACCCACUGCCUCACCCUGGGACACUUCAAGGAACAGCUCAGCAAGAAAGGCCACUACCGGUACUACUUCAAGAAAGCCAGUGAUGAGUUUGAGUGUGGUGCCGUGUUCGAGGAGGUGUGGGAGGACGCCACUGUGUUGCCCAUGUACGAGGGCAAGGUUCUGGGCAAGGUGGAGAGAAUGGACUAAGAGCCACCUUGUUGCCAACCAACAAACACCGCCCCAACCAAAAGCUAAACUGUCCCUAAAAAAGAUGAGCUAGAGACUCUUUGUAAUUAACAAAACAUACUCUGGACUCCUGUUAUUAUUUUUUCUUCUAUUUCUUAAUAUUAAGCUAAACAGAGUUAAUAUAUCCAGCACAAGAGGAGUGUUUGAAGGAAGACGAGCCAAUGAAGUAUGUCGAACCCAGAGGAGGCGCCGCCCCUCCCUGACUUUAUCAACCAAUCAGCCUUAGAAACACAAGGGAAUGACACAAAAAGACUUAUACAUGACCAAUACAAGAAUGAUGAUGAAGAAGAUGGAGAUGAUUGGAGGCCAGUUGGGGGGGACCCCCCCCCCCCUCUUCUUGAAUAUAACCACUGAAGAUGUAGAUGUUACGUUAUGAUGAAAGACUGGUGAUGUGUUCACGCCAAGUGCAACGGACCGGCAGGCGCUGAAGACACGUUGCCACCAACCUGCUCUUAAAGUUCCAACAUCGUUACAAAAAAACGUCUGUACAUGUGCAUAUACAUACAUGCAUAUAUGUAUAUAUACAUGUAUUAUAUAUAGAUGAUUUUUGUCUUGAGAUUACUUUUUUUUUAAGUAUUUAUUGAAAAAGAAAAAAAAACCCACUCCCUGUUUUUAAAAACCUGUGUGACCCCCCCCUCCUCCCUCCUCCCUAUUCCAGCCAAUGGGCAAGCUGCUUUGAAUGUUGGGAGAAUACUGUGGUGGUGUUUGUUUUUUUGUCCGUUUUUACUUUACACAGAGGAUGUGACACUAGCCUAGCACCUCCCAUAGCCUUGUAAGCCCUCCUGUCUGAUCCAAACUAACAACCUUAGCAGUGGUGUCGUCCGAGGCGCCCCCCCCCCCCUCUAUUCUGAUGGUCAAUCCCAGUCUUAUAUGCUGCUGAUGAUUUCUCAACGUUUGUCCCUGCUAGUGUUUCAUUUCCCUCCCCCUCCCUGUCUUUUUCUCUCAAGUCAGGCGACUGAGCUCAAUCUUUUGUGUUGUGCCUUUGUUUGUAAACCAGGCAUUGCACGAGGGAGGGGGGCUUGGGGGGGUUAAAAGCAGUUGCAGACACACACACACACACACACAGAGGAGACCUGGAGCACAAGCUUUACCAGUUAAUAACGGCAGUGUUUACAGCCCGCACACUAAAGUAACAAGAGCAAGUUCGGGUCGAUAGUGUGUCAAAAAAAACUGAAGAAAAAACCCCUGAUCAUUGAAGAAUUAUGGCUCCAAUAUCCUAUGAAUGUUGUUGCAUUGGCAUCGUAUAUAGCAGAGCUCCUGUAUACCUUGUAAUUAUGCAUUCUGAAGUAUGGAUACUGACGUUGUGAUGCACACAUACUGUACACAAACAGUACACACACAUUAUCUCUGGUGUUUAAUGAGUACAGCACCUGUGCCUACAUGGAUGCCAUACCAUGUGCUACCCUGUUUCAGGGUUUUAUUAUAUAUCCCUUGGUUUUCAGAAGGGUUUUAUGUUGAAAAGAUAUUUUUACGCUUUUAAUAAUAUCCUGUAAUCAUGUUUUUUUGUUGUUGUUGUUGUUUUUACACCACAGCCUUUUUUUUCCAUUAUAACUAAACUGUAAAUUAUACAUUAUAUAAAGAGUUUCAUUUAAAGAUUUACAUGGACCUAUAAUUAUUGUAAUUAUUGAGAGAUGUAGCCUUUAUUAAAGUUUUAUAUUUUUCAAAUGAA